AUGCUACAGGCAACACUAAAAGCAGGAAACCAGCAUUCUCUUCCAGCUUCGUCACCAGGUAGAGAAUUGCGGCCAAAAUCAGUUGGUGAGAACGAAAAAAUGAACUAUCCGGAACAUGAGGGAUUCACCGCAAAUUCCGGAACUGGAUCUGACAAAUUGACCGCGGGAUCAGGUCCCAAGAAUGGAGGAUUAGGCGGAGCCAAUGAGGGCAGCGAACUGGAGAAAGCAGGACAAGAAAAGCGGUUCCAUGUAAAACGUUGGAGCGCCUGUGCUUUCUGGGCUUGGGACGUCAUGCACGACACUUGUGUAAUAUGCAGGAACGCCAUGAUGAGUCUUUGUGAGUCAUAUGUUCCCCAGACUACUGUCCCCCAGUAA
Protopolystoma xenopodis is the source of this 375-nucleotide messenger RNA. Lineage: Eukaryota; Metazoa; Platyhelminthes; Monogenea; Polystomatidea; Polystomatidae. The record is from the annotation of a GenBank genome assembly.